UAUGGUGAUGAAGUGGCUUGGUCGGAGAUAGAAAAUGUCUGGACUACUUUGGCAGACAGCUGGCCGAAGAAUCUGAAAAUCAUUUUGCACUUCUUGAUCAGCAUCUGCGGAGUGAACAGUGAGCCCAGCCUGCUGCCAUACGUAAAGAAAGUCAUUGUUUAUUUGGGUAGAGAUAAAACAAUGCAGCUACUGGAAGAGCUGGUGAGUGAACUUCAGCUUACAGAUCCUGUCAGUUCAGGAGUCACCCACAUGGACAAUCCACCGUAUUACCGCAUUACCUCCAGUUACAAAAUCCCCUCUGUCACUUCAGGUACCACUUCCAGCAGCAAUACAAUGGUAGCUCCCACAGAUGGCAACCCUGAGAGUAAACAUGUAAAGGACAACGUCGAAGAGAAUUACGUACAUCUCGACAUCUACAGCGGGUUGAACAGUAACUUAAACCGCCAGCACCACAGACUAGAGUCUCGCUACAGCAGCAGCUCUGGAGGAUCGUAUGAAGAGGAGAAAAGUGAUUCGAUGCCCCUGUAUUCGAACUGGCGGCUGAAGGUGAUGGAGCACAAUCAAGGAGAGCCUCUGCCUUUCCCACCUACGGGAGGUUGCUGGUCACCGUUGGUGGAUUACUUGCCUGAAACUUCUCCUCCGGGCAUGUCUCUUCACAGAUGCAACAUAGCAGUGAUCCUUCUGACUGACUUGAUCGUUGACCACAGCGUCAAGGUGGAAUGGGGAGGAUACCUGCAUCUCUUGCUUCAUGCAAUUUUUAUAGGUUUUGACCACUGUCACCCUGAAGUCUACGAGCAUUGUAAACGACUCCUGUUGCACCUGCUGAUCGUGAUGGGAUCUGGCAGUAACGUCCAGUCCGUUGCCUCUGUUCUCCUCCGGAACAGAGAGUUCAACGAGUCCAGGGUGCUCACUGUCAAGCAGACGACCCCUUUGGAUUACACUUUCACAGGUGUUCAUGAUUUUAUACCCGAUUACCAGCCCUCCCCAAUGACAGACUCAGGGCUCAGCUCAAGUUCUACCUCUUCUAGCAUCAGUUUGGGCAACACAAGUGCUGCCAUUUCUCAUCUGCACACCACGAUCCUCAAUGAGGUUGACAUGUCGGUAGAGCAGGAUGAAAAAGUGAAAACUCUCAUAGAAUUUAUUACCUCAAGGAAAAGAGGGCCACUUUGGAAUCAUGAAGAUGUUUCGGCCAAGAACCCUAACAUAAAGAGCGCUGAACAGUUAACUGCGUUUUUAAAGCACGUGGUAUCUAUAUUUAAACAGUCUAGCUCAGGAGGCUUUCAGUUGGAACACCGUCUCAGUGAGGUCGCUUUGCAGACGGCGCUCUCGUGCUCCUCUCGCCAUUACGCUGGGAGGUCCUUCCAGAUUUUCCGGGCUCUGAAGCAGCCUCUUACUGCAGCGACGCUUUCUGAUGUUCUCUCCAGGCUGGUGGAAACCGUUGGAGAUGCCGGAGAAGAAGCUCAGGGUUUUGUCAUAGAACUGCUCCUGACCUUGGAGUCUGCUAUUGAUACGCUGGCGGAAACCAUGAAGCAUUACGAUCUGCUUUCUGCCCUUGCUCAAACCUCGUACCACGAUUCUGUGAUGGGAAACAAGUACGCAGCUAAUCGGAAAAGCACUGGACAGAUAAAUCUAAGCACAGGUCCCAGUAGUAGCGGCAGUUGUUUGGGAUACUACAGCAACACGAGGAGUAAUUCUCUGAGACUGAAUUUAAUCAGCGAGCGGAGGGGCGACCGUCGCCGGAGCAACACACUGGAUAUCAUGGAUGGCAGGAUAAAUCACGGCGGAAGCUUGGCGAGGACUCGAAGCCUUUCCUCCCUGCGAGAGGGAGGGAUGUCCGAUGUGCAGCCCACUACUGACCCUGUCAACUUGAUGGCCACCAUAUUCUGGAUCGCGGCUUCGUUGCUGGAGUCUGAUUAUGAGUAUGAAUACCUGUUGGCUCUCAAGCUGCUCAACAAGCUGCUGAUUCACUUGCCUCUGGAUAAGUCGGAGAGUCGGGAAAAGAUAGAAAAGGUGCAGAAUAAACUGAAAUGGAAUAACUUUCCAGGCCUUCAGCAGCUUUUCCUAAAAGGCUUUACUUCGGCAUCUACCCAAGAAAUGACAGUUCAUCUCCUCAGUAAACUCAUCACAAUUUCCAGGCAUGCUUUGGUGGAUCCUUCUCAGUUAGCAGGAUUUCCCCUAAACAUCUUGUGCCUCCUUCCUCACCUGAUCCAACAUUUUGAUAACCCAACUCCGUUCUGUAAAGAAACAGCUGACAGGAUAGCAAAGGUCUGUGCAGAGGAGAAAUCCCCAACUCUUGCCAACCUGGCUCACAUGAUGAGUUUAUACAGCACACACAGCUAUUCCAGAGACUGUGCGAACUGGAUUAACGUGGUCUGUAGAUACUUGCAUGACUCUUUCUCAGACGCCACGUUUAACCUGGUAACUUACCUGGCAGAGCUGUUAGAGAAAGGGUUAUCCAGUAUGCAACAGUCCUUACUGCAGAUCAUUUACAGCCUGCUGAGUCACAUUGACCUAUCCACAGCACCAGUGAAGCAGUUUAAUUUGGAAAUCAUAAAAGUGAUUGGUAAAUACGUUCAGAGCCCGUACUGGAAGGAAGCCCUGAAUAUUUUGAAGCUGGUGGUGUCUCGGUCGGCAAGCCUUGUUGUGCCGAAUGAUAUUCCGAAGUCUUACGGAGGCGACAUAGGUUCUCCUGAAAUCUCCUUCACAAAAAUUUUCAAUAAUGUCUCCAAGGAGCUGCCUGGGAAGACCUUAGACUUUCAUUUUGAUAUAUCGGAGACACCGAUCAUUGGGAAUAAGUAUGGUGACCAACACAGCGCAGCUGGUAGAAAUGGGAAGCCCAAAGUCAUUGCUGUCACCCGGAGCACGUCUUCAACCUCGUCGGGCUCCAAUUCAAACGCCUUGGUUCCUGUCAGCUGGAAGAGACCGCAGCUCUCUCAGAGGAGAACUAGGGAGAAGCUGAUGAACGUGCUUUCUCUGUGUGGUCCGGAAUCCGGUCUUCCCAAGAACCCUUCAGUUGUGUUUUCUUCUAACGAAGACUUGGAAGUUGGGGAUCAACAAACCAGUCUGAUUUCAGCGACGGAAGAAGCGAUUCAAGAGGAGGAGGUGGCUGUAGAAGACAAUACCAGUGAACAACAGUUUGGAGUUUUUAAAGACUUUGACUUUUUAGAUGUUGAAUUGGAAGAUGCAGAGGGUGAGAGCAUGGACAACUUCAACUGGGGCGUUCGCAGGCGCUCGCUGGACAGCAUCGACAAAGGCGACACGCCGUCGCUGCAAGAAUGUCAGUACUCCGGGAGCACGCCCAGCCUGAACUUGACCAACCAGGAAGACACGGAUGAGUCUUCGGAAGAAGAAGCAGCCCUGACCGCAAGUCAGAUACUGUCUCGUUCGCAGAUGCUAAACAGCGAUUCUGCCAUAGACGAAACGAUAUCAGAUCACGCUGGGUUAUCACUCCAGUCUCAAGAUUCCACUAGCAGUGUGGGGACAGAAGAGGUGCUUCAAAUCAGAACUGAGACCCCAAGUUUGGAGGCUUCUCCUCUAGAUAACUCUAGCAACCAGCUGCCUGAGGAAGGCAGCUCAGCAGUGAGGGAUGAGCAGGUCAGCACCGCUAGCGAAGACACCGGCUCCUAUCUCCUGCAAGAGCAGCAGGACGGUCUGGUCUGCCAGGAGUCUCUCGAGCUGGAAGAGGCCCCGGACCUGGCCGAGGCAGCAGCUCCCGAGAGCUAUUCGGAGUCCAUCUGCGAGGAGGACGUCACGCUUGCUCUGAAGGAGCUGGAUGAGAGGUGCGAAGAGGAGGAAGCUGACUUCUCUGGUUUGUCUAGCCAAGACGAAGAAGAGCAGGAUGGUUUCCCAGAGGUCCAGACUUCCCCGCCUCCUUCGCCGUUUCUCUCUGCCAUCUUGGCGGCCUUCCAGCCAGUGGCGUACGACGACGAAGAGCAAGCCUGGCGCUGCCACGUCAAUCAGAUGCUGUCAGACACGGAUGGAUCCUGCGCUGUCUACACGUUUCACGUCUUCUCGAGGUUGUUUCAGACCAUUCAAAGAAAGUUUGUGUCUAUAACAAACGAUUCCGUCAGCUUUCUUGGCGAAAGUCUGCAGCGCAUCGGAACCAAAUUUAGAAGUUCUCUGGAAGUGAUGAUGUUGUGUUCAGAAUGUCCGACGGUCUUUGUGGAUGCGGAGACGCUCAUGUCUUGUGGCCUGCUGGAAACACUGAAGUUCAGCGUUCUGGAGCUCCAAGAGCACUUGGAUACCUAUAACGUCAAAAGAGAGGCGGCAGAACAGUGGCUAGAAGACUGCAAGAGAACGUUUGGUACCGAUGAUGGCAUUCAUGGCACGAACACGGAUGCCCAGCAAAUGGAAAUUCUAGCAGAGCUGGAGCUGUGUCGGAGGCUGUACAAGCUGCAUUUCCAGUUGCUGCUUCUGUUCCAAGCCUACUGCAAACUGAUCAGCCAAGUCAAAACCAUCAAAAAAGAAGCGGAGGUCAUCAACAUGUCUGAAGAACUUGCUCUUUUGGAGAGCUGUCUGAAGGAGGCCGAGGCUGCGUCCGACAGCGGUAUCGAAGAAAUGGAAAUUGCGGAGGCUUCCCAAGCGAGCACGGAGACGGCCAUCCACUCGCUCAUCGAAACCCUGCGGAACAAGGAGUUUGUGUCCGCUGUGGCGCAGGUCAAGGCUUUCAGAUCUAUCUGGCCCCACGACAUCUUUGGCAGUUCUGAAGACGACCCGGUUCAAACGUUGCUGCACAUAUAUUUCCGUCACCAGACGCUUGGCCAGACUGGCAGCUUCGCAGUAGUAGGCUCCAACCAAGACAUGUCCGAGGCCAGCUCAAAGCUGAUGGAACUCAAUCUAGAAAUUCGAGAGUCUCUACGCGUGGUGCAAUCCUAUCAGCUUCUAGGGAAAAUCAAACCAAGAGUAAAUCUUGUGAGCACUGGAUUCUGAACAGCUGUCAUUUAGAAAAGAACUGGUGAUGAAGAUGCUUCAGACUAUUAUUGAGCACCUUUCAUAAAAAAAACACACAGAAAAAAAAAAACAAAACAAAAAAACAAACCUCCAGCAAUCCUGACAACGAACACAGUUUCAUCACAGCAAGAAACCACUUCAUCAGAAGUUAAAAAUCUGAAAAUUGAAGUGACCAUCUUACUUGACUGCUCUUUCUACACAGUAGCUGUGUGGCAGUAGUAUUUUUUUAUGAAAUUUAUGUAUUAAAAAAACUACAUGAAAGGAAAAGGGCUUAAAUGUAAUGCAUACUGAUGCAUUCUUUUCUGUUGUGCCAGA
Opisthocomus hoazin is the source of this 5265-nucleotide messenger RNA. The record is from RefSeq and is a predicted model, not a curated record. Lineage: Eukaryota; Metazoa; Chordata; Aves; Opisthocomiformes; Opisthocomidae.